Molecule: messenger RNA, 7939 nt
Organism: Sardina pilchardus (European sardine)
Lineage: Eukaryota; Metazoa; Chordata; Actinopteri; Clupeiformes; Clupeidae
Gene: cita
Product: citron rho-interacting serine/threonine kinase a
Exons: 49
Coding region: 142-6504 (2120 amino acids)
Biological process (GO): protein phosphorylation
Molecular function (GO): ATP binding; protein serine/threonine kinase activity
Source: RefSeq, a predicted model, not a curated record
GAACGCGCAAAAUUUGAAAGUUACCCGGAAGUCCUACAACGAUUUCACUGUUAGUAAUGUUUUCCUUUCACGUUGGAUUUAUUUUUACUCGCCUUUUAACGUUUUAAUUGACGCUGAAUGUAACCGUCUGCUUUUACAGAUAUGCUGAAGUUUAAAUAUGGAGGACAUGGCAGUGUCAAAGAACUUGCCACAUUGGACCCCAUCACUAGCCGCUGCUCUCGCCUCAAUCACCUGUUACAGGGAAGGGGCAGUGUCCAGGCACUGUCCGGCUGCAGUGUUACCCGUGAGGGGCUGCUGGAAGCUCUGCUCUUGCUGUACCAGGAGUGCAACUCUCCUGAGCUCAUGAAGAUCAAGCAUGUUGCAAAAUUUGUCAAUAAAUUCUCUGAUGUGGUGGCGGAGUUGCGUGAGCUUCAGCCAGGCCCGAGGGAUUUUGAGCAGCGGGCUGUUGUGGGGCGGGGUCACUUUGCCGAAGUGCGCGUGGUCCAAGAGAAAGCCACUGGGGACAUCUAUGCCAUGAAGGUCAUGGAUAAGACAAGCCUGCGCAGUCAGGAAAAUGUGGCCUUCUUUGAGGAGGAGAAGGCGAUCCUUGCUCUCAACUCCAGCCCUUGGAUCCCUCAGCUCCAGCAUGCCUUUCAGGACAAAGAGAGCGUCUACCUGGUGAUGGAGUACCUGCCUGGUGGAGAUCUGAUGGCGCUGAUGAACCGCUACGAGGAGCAGUUUGACGAAGCCAUGGCUCAGUUCUACCUGGCCGAGCUGGUCCAGGCCAUUCACGCCGUGCACCAAAUGGGAUACGUGCACAGAGACGUCAAGCCGGAGAACGUGCUCAUCGACCGCACGGGACACGUCAAGCUGGCGGACUUCGGCUCGGCCGCCAGACUCACCGCCAGCAAAACGGUCGGCUCUGCCAAGCUUCCCGCUGGUACCCAGGACUUCCUGUCCCCGGAGGUGCUGGCUUCGCUCAGCGGGGGGCAGGCGAGCUACGGGCCCGAGUGUGACUGGUGGUCCCUGGGGGUCAUCGCGUACGAGAUGAUCUACAUGAAGUCCCCCUUCACCGACGGCACAGCCACCAAAACCAUCCACAACAUCAUGAACCACCAGCGCUACCUGAAGUUCCCCAAUCAGCCGAAAGUGAGCAAGGCGUUUGUGGACCUGGUGCAGAGCCUGCUGUGUGGGGCCAAGGACAGGCUGGGCUACGAGGAGCUGCGCUGCCACCCUUUCUUCUCCACUGUGGAUUGGACCUGCCUCAGACAGGUGCUCCCCCCAUUCGUUCCUUCGCUCCGAGCCGAGGAUGACACCUCCAAUUUUGAGGACCCGGAGAAGCCGCCACCCCGGCCGCUGGCUGCCCAGCGAAACUCCCCGCCAGCGGGCUUCCAGGGCCAGGACCUGCCCUUUCUAGGCUGGUUCUUCAGCAGGACGCUGACUACACUGGCCAAAUCGGAAUCAGUGUCUGCAGGCCUGAACUCUCCUGCCAAGACCAACUCCAUGGAAAAAAAGCUUCAUCUAAAAAGCAAAGAACUACAAGAAACACAAGACAAAUGUCACAAGAUGGAGCAGGAGAUCUCGCGGUUUCAGCGUAAGAUGACGGACUUGGAGUCAGUCCUUCAGCAGAAGGACGUGGAGCUCAAGGCCUCCGAGACUCAACGCAGCAUCCUGGAGCAAGACCUCGCCACCUACAUCACAGAAUGCAGCAGUCUGAAGCGCAGCUUGGAGCAGGCGCGGGUGGAGGUUUCUCAAGAGGAUGACAAGGCCCUGCAGCUGCUGCAUGACAUCCGCGAACAGAGCAGCAAGCUGCAGGAGAUCAAGGAGCAGGAGUACCACGCCCAGCUGGAGGAGAUGCAGGUGACCAUCCGGCAGCUGGAGGAGGACCUGUCGGCGGCGCGGCGCCGCAGUGACCUGUACGAGUCCGAGCUCCGCGAAUCCCGGCAGACCAGCGAGGAGCUCAAGAGGAAGGCAGCGGACUACCAGCAGAGGAUCCAGAAGGCUAAGGAGCAGGGCAGGUCAGAUGUCGAGGAACUGCUCACCAAGCUUGAAAAGACUAAUGCUGAGCAGCAAGCGAAAAUUCAAGAGCUCCAAGACAAACUCUCCAAAGCGGUGAAGGCGAGCACCGAGGCCACGGAGCUGUUGCAGAACAUUCGGCAGGCCAAGGAGCGUCUGGAGCGCGAGCUGGAGCGCCUCCGCGGCAAGUCCGACCCCAGCGACACACUGCGCAGACGCCUGCGGGAGACCGAGGAGGGCAGGAAGACCCUUGAGAACCAGGUGAAGCGUCUGGAGAUGGUGGAGCGCAGGGAGAACAAGCUGAAGGACGACAUCCAGACCAAAUCCCAGCAGAUCCAGCAGAUGGCUGACAAGAUCCUGGAGCUGGAGGAGAACCUGCGGGAGGCUCAGGGCACCACUCAGCGGAUGGAGGCUCAUCUUGUGCAGAAGGAGAGGCACUAUGAGGACAAGAUCAAGGUUCUGGAGGCCCAGAUGAAGGCGGACAUGGCGGAGAAGGACAGCCUGGAGUCCAAACGGGCCCAGCAGGAGGAGGAAGCCCGCGAGAAGUGCAAACUCAUCAGCGAGCAGAAAGCGACCAUCAAUGCCAUGGACUCCAAGAUGAAGAACCUGGAGCAGCGCAUCGCCGAGCUCUCCGAGGCCAACAAGCUCGCCGCCAACAGCAGCAUCUACACCCAGAAGAACAUGAAAGCUCAGGAGGAGAUGAUCUCGGAGCUGCGUCAGCAGAAGUUCUACCUGGAGUCCCAGGCGGGCAAGCUGGAGGCGCAGAACGCCAAGCUGGAGGAGCACCUGGAGAAGAUGACCCAGCAGGAGCAGACCAAGAAGACCCGGCUCAUCGAGCUGGAGACCCGACUCCGAGAGAUCGGUCUGGAGCACGAGGAGCAGAAGCUGGAGCUGAAGCGGCAGGUGACGGAGCUGACGCUGUCGCUGCAGGAGCGCGAGUCGCAGAUCAGCGGGCUGCAGGCGGCCAGACACGCCCUGGAGAGCCAGCUGCAGCUGGCCAAGACCGAGCUGGAGGAGACCACGGCCGAGGCCGAGGAGGAGAUCACCGCGCUCAGGGCCCACAGAGACGACAUCCAGCGCAAGUUUGACGCUCUGCGGGAGAGCUGCUCGGUGAUCACGGACCUGGAGGAGCAGCUGACCCAGCUGAGCCAGGAGAACGCGGAGCUGAACCGGCAGAACUUCUACCUGUCCAAGCAGCUGGACGAGAUGAGCGAGGAGCGCGAGGAGAACCUGCAGCUCAGCCAGGACAUGGACCGCCUGCGCCGCGAGGUGGCCGACCGCGAGAUGCACCUCAACAACCAGAAACAGAACAUCGAGACUCUGAAGACGACGUGCAGCAUGCUGGAGGAGCAGGUGGUGGAGCUGGAGAGCCUGAACGACGAGCUGCUGGAGAAGGAGCGGCAGUGGGAGGCCUGGAGGGGCGCGCUGGACGACGAGAAGAACCAGGCCGAGAGGCGCACGCGCGACCUGCAGAGGCUCCUCGACAACGAGAAGCAGAACAGGUUGCGUGCGGACCAGCGCAGCUCCGAGUCUCGUCAGGCGGUGGAGCUGGCGGUGCGCGAGCACAAGGCCGAGAUCAUCGCCCUGCAGCAGGCACUCAAGGAGCAGAGGCUCAAGGCCGAGAGCCUGUCUGACACCCUGAAUGACCUGGAGAAGAAGCACGCCAUGCUGGAGAUGAACGCUCGUAGCCUGCAGCAGAAGCUGGAGACGGAGCGCGAGCUCAAGCAGAGGCUGAUGGAGGAGCAAGGGAAGCUGCAGCAGCAGAUGGACCUGCAGAAGACCCACAUCUUCCGCCUGACCCAAGGCCUCCAGGACGCGCUGGACCAGACCGACAUGCUCAAGACCGAGAGAACCGAUCUCGAGUAUCAGCUGGAGAACAUCCAGGCUGUGUACUCCCAUGAGAAGGUCAAAAUGGAGGGCACCAUAUCCCAGCAGACCAAACUCAUUGACUUCCUGCAGGCCAAAAUGGAUCAACCCAGCAAGAAGAAGAAGGGGGGCAUCUUCGGGCGGCGGCGCGAGGACAUGGUGUGCCCCAACGGGAACGGCAACGGAGGCGCAGUAGGCGGCGCGCCCGUCCAGCCGGCCGUGCCCAUGCAGUACGGCGACAUGAAGGCGGCGCUGGACAAGGAGCGCGCGCGCUGCUCCGACCUGGAGGAGGCGCUGCAGAAGAUGCGCAUCGAGCUGCGCUCCCUACGCGAGGAGGCGGCUCAUUUCAAGGCCCAGGAGCACGGCGUGUGCCCCGCCACACCGGGCGCUGCCCGUCAGCAGAUCAUCAUGUCGGCCAUCGUCAAGUCCCCCGAGCACCAGCCCAACGCCAGCGGCCUGCUGGCACCCAGCUCCACGCGCCGCAAGGACCCCUCCACGCCCGAGGAGUACGGGCGGCGCGUGAAGGAGAGGAUGCACCACAACAUCCCGCACCGCUUCACCGUGGGGCUCAACAUGCGCGCCGCCAAGUGCGCCGUGUGUCUGGACACCGUCCACUUCGGACGCCAGGCCGCCACCUGCCAGGAGUGCAACGCGCUGUGCCACCCCAAGUGCUCGCCCUGCCUGCCCGCCACCUGUGGCCUGCCGCCCGAGUAUGCCACCCACUUCAGCGAGGCGCUGUGCCGGGACAAGGCCAACUCGCCCGCCCUGCAGGUCAAGGAGGCCAGUGGGCACGUGCGGCUCGAGGGCUGGAUGAAGCAGCCCAGGAACGGAAAGAGAGGCCAGCAGGGCUGGGAGACCAAGUAUGUGGUUCUGGACGGGACCAAAGUGUCCAUCUAUGAGAGCGAGCCCAGAGAUGACUUGGUGAAGCCUCUGGAGGAGUUUGAGCUGUGUCUGCCUGAUGGAGAUGUGACUGUGCAUGGAGCAGUGGGAGCUUCAGAGCUCAUCAACACCGCCAAGUCAGAUAUUCCGUACGUGCUGAAGCUGGAGUCCCACCCCCACACCACCUGCUGGCCCGGUCAGUCUCUGUACUUCAUGGCCCCCAGCUUCCCAGACAAGCAGCGCUGGGUGGCUGUCCUGGAGUCAGUGGUGGCCAGCAGCCGCGGCACCCGAGACAAGGCCGAGUCUGAUGCGGCAGGUGCUGUUAAAAGGCAGAAGACACUUUCUCCACUGGUCCAGAAACUGCUGGGUAAUUCUCUCCUGAAGCUGGAGGGAGAUGACCGAUUGGACAUCAACUGCACCUUACCCCUCACCGACCAGAUUGUGAUGGUGGGCUCUGAGGAGGGCCUGUAUGCGCUGAAUGUCAUUAAGAACUCUCUGACCCACAUCCCUGGACUGGCCUCAGUCUUCCAGAUCCAGAUCAUCAAGGAGCUCGACAAACUGCUCAUGAUAACAGGGGAGGAGAGGGCGCUGUGUCUGGUGGACAUCAAGAAGGUGAAGCAGUCUCUGUCCCAGUCCCACCUGCCGGCCCAGCCGGACCUCUGCCCCUUCAUCUUCGAGACAGUCAAAGGCUGCCACCUGUUCGCCUCGGGCAAGAUUGAGAACGGGCUCUGCAUCUGUGCUGCCAUGCCCAACAAGAUCACCAUCCUGCGCUACAACGACAACCUCGGCAAGUUCUGCAUCCGCAAGGAGAUUGAGACCUCAGAGCCUUGUAGUUGUAUCCACUUUACCGGCUACAGCAUCAUCAUCGGCACCAAUAAGUUCUACGAGAUCGAGAUGAAGCAGUAUGUGCUGGAGGAGUUCCUGGAUAAGAACGACGUGACGCUGGCCUCGGCCGUCUUCGCCGCCUCGUCCCACAGCUUCCCCAUCUCCAUCAUCCAGGUGUCCUGCGCCCCGCAGAAGGACGAGUACCUGCUCUGCUUCCACGAGUUCGGUGUGUUUGUGGAUGCUUACGGUCGCCGCAGCCGCAACGAUGACAUCAAAUGGAGCCGCCUGCCUCUCAGUUUUGCUUACAGGGAGCCAUACCUGUUUGUGACCUAUUUCAACUCCUUGGAUGUCAUUGAAGUCCAGAGUCACUCAGCCCUGGGGCCCCACUCCUACGCUCACCUGGACAUCCCCAACCCGCGGCACCUGGGCCCGGCCAUCUCGUCCGGCGCCGUCUACCUGGCCUCCUCCUAUCAGAACAAGCUGCGCGUCAUCUGCUGCAAGGGCAACCUGGCCCAGGAGAACGCCGAGCCCUCCAAGAACGGCUCCACACGCAGCCCCAACAAGCGCGGUCCUCCCACCUACAGCGAGCACAUCUCCAAGCGCCUGGCGGCCAGCCCUGCCAUCCACGAGGGCCUGCACCCGCCGGGCACGCCGCACCGCUACCGCGAGGCGCGCACCGAGUUCCGCCACGACCACUCGCCGGCGCGCGGCGUCCUGGAGCGCGAGAAGUCGCCGGGCCGCGGCGCCGAGCUCAGGCUGGAGCGAUCGCCGGGCCGCGGCAUGGACCCGCGCAUGGAGCGCUCGCCCGCCCGCAUGGACGUGCGGCGCGAGAGGUCGCCCGGGCGCACGGCCUUCGAGGAGCGCCCGCGGCUGCACGCCCAGUCUGGCCGAGCGCCGCUCACCACCGUCAACAAGGUAUGGGACCAGUCAUCAGUCUGAGUGACAGCACACCUACACCAAUCAGAGGAGAGGGACACAACUUACGCACCACUGAAAACACUACUAUACAAAUGCCAAAUCAGAAGAGUGAGACUGUCUGUAGAUUUAACCCCACAGGGUAGCAGUCCAAACCCACAGCACAAUAUCUCCUUUGAAAGAUCCCGUAACAAAAGCGAAGGCAAAACAGGAGGCUAACUUUGUUUUGCUUUUGGCCCAAAGUAGACACCUAAUCCUCGGGCCGGUUACUUAAGUCAUCCGGCGUCCCAAAUCUGAAAGCAAUUUAUUCAGUGACAUGAGAAGAAAAAGGGAAUGAAGCAGCUCUGGUCCUCAGCUAGCUAUCUCUGGGCGGGUUACUUUCCUCUCUGCCUCUCUCUCCCUCUUUCAUCUCUUGUUUCUUCAUCUCUUCUUUCUCUCUCUCUCUCUUCUCUCUCUCCCUCUCCUCUAAUUCCUGACUGAGCUAUUGCUUUGAAUCUGGCUCUCUGCGCUACCCACAAUCGUCAGCGGCAAAUCCCCGCUGGCCUUUUUGGAAAGGAGAAACGAACUUUGUAUAACUUCAGGAUGUCAUUUGACUGUACAUACUCUAACUCAACUUUUUAUAGAGACUCUAAGGGAAUAUCAGGCUGGUGAAGCCAUAAUAACUAUUUUUGUUAUGUAAAAGAGAAGAGAUAAAAAAAAGUACACAUGAGAAAUCGUGUUUGUAUCGUGCCCUCCUUGAAUGUCGAAACGUAAAUAUAAACCACGUAAAAUGUCCAAAUGUUUGCUUCAAGUGGAACAUUUUGCUUGGAUGCCAGCAGGUUUAUGCACUCAUCCUGUACAAGUGACAUAAUGGCUUUUAAAAAAAAAAAAAAUGAAACUUGAACAUUUAUAUCAUUUUUAUUUUGCUACAGGCUCCCUUGACUGAGUUUUAACUUACUAUCUAUAUAUGUUUUUUUAUUAUUAUUAUGUUGAUGUAAGAGAACAAAGAUGUGGUCUGACUUAAGAUUGUUAACUGUUAGACAAAAAGAGCUUGGAACAGUUUUGAGCGCGAGCCGUCGUCUCUCGGCGAGCUCCAGCAUUCCGUCCUCUCGAUUCGGGAGCCAUGGUAACCGGUAAGCCUCAGGACCCCGCUCCUCUGAAAGUGCCGAAGUGCCACGUACCGCGACCGCCCCCGAAAUCUAGUCGGCAAGUCCCCAGUACGCUUCACUCUUUGUAGCAUGUAGACGGAACGGCUCUAGAGACACAAAAGGUUCCCCAUCAGCCGUCCCUCCACCUUAUUUUACGUUCCUUCUAACCACCUUAUCCCACCUUUCUUCUAUAUGCACUUCCUCCAUUGUGUUCUUAAUAAUGCCGAUGUCUAACAACCGCUGACAAAAUUGAGCUUUCCUUGUAGAUUUUUGUUUUUUUAAUUGUUCAAAAAGCAUCAAACAUGAGUACUAUUAAAAGAAUCUCUAUUUCA